Messenger RNA from Telopea speciosissima, 1804 nucleotides. RefSeq names its product protein DJ-1 homolog C. The coding region runs from base 28 to 1437 and encodes 469 amino acids. Gene Ontology annotation, molecular function: protein deglycase activity. Gene Ontology annotation, biological process: protein deglycation, glyoxal removal; guanine deglycation, glyoxal removal. Lineage: Eukaryota; Viridiplantae; Streptophyta; Magnoliopsida; Proteales; Proteaceae. The transcript is spliced from 8 exons. Gene Ontology annotation, cellular component: nucleus; cytosol. The record is from RefSeq and is a predicted model, not a curated record.
CUCUGUCGUUGCGAUAGAGUAGAGACGAUGGAGUCUCUGUAUCUCAUCUCACCUUCUGCGCUUGGCUUUCCGUCUCAGCGACGAUGUCCAAACGAUGCAGUAACGACUCUUCGUUCGUCUUCGUGCUCUCCUAUCGCUUCUCAACAGAGAAAGCGUUCGGUUUCAACAAUGCCCACAGCAAAACCAACCACCAAGCCCAAGCCAACAACAAUAACAACAGAGACAACAGAAACAACGACUACUUCUCCUCCAACUACAAAGAAGAAGGUUCUGGUUCCAAUUGGCUUUGGCACUGAGGAAAUGGAAGCUGUCAUCCUUGUAGAUGUUCUUCGCAGAGCUGGUGCCCAUGUGAUUUUGGCCUCAGUCGAACCAGAAGUCGAGCUUGAAGCAUCUGCUGGGACAAGGCUCGUUGCUGAUGCCUCUAUCUCAACCUGCUUAGACCAGGAUUUCGACCUUAUCGCUUUACCGGGGGGAAUGCCAGGAUCUGCACGACUUAGAGACUGCGAAAUCCUUAGGAAGAUAACGAGCAACCAAGCUGAAAAGAAAAGGUUGUACGGUGCAAUUUGUGCUGCUCCAGCAGUCACGCUUCUGCCCUGGGGACUUCUCAAGAGAAAACAGACAACUUGUCAUCCUGCAUUUAUGGACAAGCUUCCUACAUUCUGGGCUGUUAAAUCUAAUAUCCAAGUGUCUGGAGAGCUUACAACAAGUCGUGGCCCUGGAACUGCCUUUGAGUUUGCUCUGUCAUUAGUGGAGCAGCUUUUUGGGGAGACUGUGGCCAAAGAAGUAGGAAUAGGGCUGCUGGUGCCUGUUGAUGAUGGUCGUCCUAGAAAGGAGGAAGUCAAUACAGUUGAGUGGUCUGUUGACCAUAAUCCUCAGGUUCUUAUUCCAGUUGCAAAUGGAUCUGAAGAGAUUGAAGUUGUCACAGUAGUGGAUAUUUUAAGACGAGCAAAAGUGGAUGUCAUUGUUGCUUCAGUCGAAAAGUCUCUACAGAUCGUGGCAUCUCAAGACACAAAAAUUGUUGCUGACCAAUCCAUCAAUAAUGCUGCUGAGUCAAUAUACGAUUUGAUUAUUCUUCCGGUGAGAAAGGGAGGAGCUGUUGGAGCUGAGCGGCUGCACAAAUCCAAGGUUCUAAAGAGGUUGCUGAAAGAACAAGAAUCAGCUGGAAGGAUGUAUGGAGCAAUCAGCUCAUCCCCAGUGUUCUUGCAGAAGCAAGGUUUACUCAAGGACAAAAGAGCCACAGCUCAUCCUUCAGUUAUAAGCAAACUUACCAGCCAAAUUAUUGAUGGUGCUGGAGUUGUUAUUGACGGUAACGUGAUCACAAGCAGAGGACUGGCUACAGUAACAGAUUUUGCCUUGGCUAUUGUGAGUAAGCUUUUUGGUCAUGCAAGGGCAAGAAGUGUAGCUGAAGGACUUGUUUUUGAGUAUCCAAGAAACUAGAAAGACCUGUCUGCCAGCAUUGUAGAAAAUGGACAAAGUUUUUGAGAUGCUUCAACUUCCAGAAAGGAAAGUCUUUCGUCACCAUGUAUGGUUCUGUCCCCCUCUCGCAAUAGGAAGGAGACUAACUUACUGGAGUUGCUUGAAACUGGUUUGGAGCUGUUUAUAAAAUCACAGAAGCUGCUGCUGCUUGGCUUCAACCGUUUCACUCCAAAUGCUGAUUGAUCUAUGUCUGCAUUCUGAUUUCCCUACACUAAAAUACUGUCAUAUGGUUCCUUCAACCUCUGCUCAGUGCUCACUUUUAGCGUGAACACUGGUAUGUUUUUACAUUUGAAUAUAGAUAUGGUGGGUCUCAUACAUCAUCCAGAAG